UGCAGACUGCUUCUACAAACAUUUGUGAAAGAACUGUACAAUAAGUCCAUCCCUGACAUUUCCUGGCUACUAAAUAUUCCACGCUCAACGGUUAGUGGUAAUAUAACAAAGUGGAAGCAACUGGGAACAACAGCAACUCAGCCACGAAGUGGUAGGCCACGGAAAAUGACAGAGCGGGGUCAGUGCAUGCUGAAGCGCACAGUGCGCAUAUGUUGCCAACUGUCUGCAGAGUAAAUAGGUAAAGACCUCCAAACUUGGUGUGUCCUUCAGAUUAGUACAACAACAGUGUGUAGAGAGCUUCAUGGAAUGGGUUUUCCAUGGCCGAGCAGCUGUAUCCAAGCCUUAUAUCACCAAGUGCAAUGCAAAGCGUUGGAUGCAGUGGUGUAAAGCAUGCCGCCACUGGACUCUAG
This is a messenger RNA of Staurois parvus, 410 nucleotides long. NCBI's taxonomy places the organism in Eukaryota, Metazoa, Chordata, Amphibia, Anura, Ranidae. The record is from the annotation of a GenBank genome assembly.